AUGUGUCUCUACUUUUGGAUGUGCCAGUAUGCCGGGUGUGGCCACUCCGUCAAGGCCAGCAGGCUGCCCCAGGCCGCGUGGGCCGUCGCUGCCCACUGCAUGCACAAGGUGCAGGUGCCGGACCCGGUCUGCGGCGAAGUGUCGUUCCAGCCGUUUCUGCUGUACACGUCGGCAGAUCUGUGCCCGCCGUGCGCAGCGGCCACGCGCAAGGAGGCGGUCGAGGCGGUCGAGGCGAACGAGGCAGAGGCCCGUCGUGCAUAG
Molecule: messenger RNA, 261 nt
Organism: Sporothrix schenckii 1099-18
Lineage: Eukaryota; Fungi; Ascomycota; Sordariomycetes; Ophiostomatales; Ophiostomataceae
Exons: 1
Coding region: 1-261 (86 amino acids)
Source: RefSeq, a predicted model, not a curated record